Acanthosepion pharaonis is the source of this 486-nucleotide messenger RNA. The record is from the annotation of a GenBank genome assembly. Lineage: Eukaryota; Metazoa; Mollusca; Cephalopoda; Sepiida; Sepiidae.
AUGUUUUCUCAGAUUCAUAUUUUUUAUUAUUGUUCAUCCAUUUUUUCUUCUUUUGUUCUUUUUUUACAUUCCCUUCUCUUUUAUAAUUCUUCCAACCAUAUUUACAUUCUUUAUUUCUUUCAUUCAACUUAUUCAUCUUUUUUCUUUUUUUCCCUUUCUUCAACGAUCAUUUGUAAAGUUCCUUUUCUUUUUUCUUUCUUUCUAAUUCAUGUUUUCUUUUUUCUUUUUCCCUUUCUUAUUGAUCAUUUCUUUUUUUACAUUUACGUCUGUAAAGUUCCUUAUUUUUCUUUCUUUCUUUCUUUCUUUCUUUCUUUCUUUUUCUUUUUCAGCUUUUCUUUUCUUUUUGCCUUCCUUGUUUCUUCUUUCUUUCUUUUCUUUUCAUUUUUCCUUUCUUUCGUUAUCUUUUGUAAAGUUCCUUGUCUUUCUUUGUUUCUUUGUUUCUUUCUUUCAAUACCAACAUCCUUUUCUUCUAAUAUAGUUUUCUGA